This is a messenger RNA of Xiphophorus hellerii (green swordtail), 6322 nucleotides long. RefSeq names its product phospholipid phosphatase-related protein type 5-like. Gene Ontology annotation, molecular function: phosphatidate phosphatase activity. The coding region runs from base 522 to 1553 and encodes 343 amino acids. Gene Ontology annotation, biological process: phospholipid metabolic process; signal transduction; phospholipid dephosphorylation. Gene Ontology annotation, cellular component: plasma membrane. The transcript is spliced from 8 exons. NCBI's taxonomy places the organism in Eukaryota, Metazoa, Chordata, Actinopteri, Cyprinodontiformes, Poeciliidae. The record is from RefSeq and is a predicted model, not a curated record.
CUCUCUCUCUUUCUUAAAUUCCCUCUUCCACUGUUUUUUUCCCUUCGCUCUUUCUUUCCCACACGCAGAUGCAGAUGCUCUCACACACACCUUCUCCUCCUCUCCCCGUAUCCACCGGCAACUGCACCGAGCAGGCUCCCUCACUGAGCCCGUGGAUCUCGUCACUUGACUAAUUAGCCUGGAAGUGCUGUUGAAGAUCAUCAUAUUUAGCUUGCCGACCCAGCAGCAGAGUGCAGACAGAUAUAGACCAGUCUGGCUGCAGGCUGAGUGCCUGGCAGUGGGCAGGCUCUCUAUCUCUCUCUAUUCACACUCAGUGCCGAAAGGCUUAUAAGUGGCGGAGCAGCGGAAGUGAGGGGCGGCAAUGCUUUGAAAGAGACGAAAAGAGGAGAAAGAGAGAGAUCGGAGCUGAGACCACAACCAGACCACACGAUGCGACUUCGCUGCAGAAGCAAAUCCCCUUAGACUUCUAGAGGCAGCGGCCACUGUUCAGCAGCACUGCUUCCAACACACAGAGACAGAAGAUGAUUGACAGUCAGCGACCAUCGCAGAGGAGGCCCAUGACAAACCUUACCGCAGACAGAGGCCAGUUGAAAACCAGCACCUACAUCGUGCCCUGUUUCCUCUUCGUGGAGCUGGUGAUCAUGGCAGGGACCGUUCUGUUGGCGUAUUACUUUGAGUACACGGACACGUUCCCCGUGCACAUCCAGGGCUUCUUCUGUUUCGACAAAGCCUACUCAAAGCCAUACCCAGGACCAGAGGACUACAGCAAGGCGCCGCCGGUCCUGGUCUACUCCCUCGUCACCGCCAUCCCCACUGUGACGAUUCUGAUCGGGGAAGUGACGAGCUUCUUUGUGAAGACGGAGGGUUCUCAGGAGAAGACCAUAGUGACUGCUGACUGCUGUUAUUUCAACCCUCUCCUCCGAAGGAUCGUACGCUUUCUAGGUGUCUACUCCUUUGGUCUCUUUGCCACCACCAUCUUUGCCAAUGCCGGUCAGGUGGUGACAGGAAACCAGACCCCUCACUUCCUGUCCGCCUGCAGACCAAACUACACAGCUUUAGGCUGCCAGUCUCCUCUGCAGUACAUCACAGAGAACCGAGCCUGCACAGGAAACCCUUUCCUGGUGGUGUCCGCUCGCAAAUCCUUCCCGUCCAAAGAUGCAGCGCUCAGCUUUUAUUCAGCCAUCUACACAGUGAUGUAUGUGACGUUGAUGUUUCGGACCAAAGGAACCCGUCUGAUGAAGCCCACCCUGUGCCUGGUGCUGCUGUCUCUGGCGGUGCUGGUCGGCGUGGUGAGAGUGACGGAGCACAGGAACCACUGGAACGACGUCCUGGCUGGUUUUGUCACAGGAGGCGCCAUCGCUGCAUUCCUGGUGUCCUGCGUGAUCAACAAUUUCAAACCAACCAAGCUAGCAGUGCCGACUCCGCCUCCCCCUCCACAGCGCCCAGAAGCCCCCAUCAGUCUGCCUCUGAUCAGCCUGCCCCGUGUGGAGAGUCCACUCGAAAAGUUAAGUGGCUUCCAGGCUCCGGGGCUACCAUAUUCUGAGAUCACAUGACCAUCAGCCAACCCUGCCCCCCGCCCCGCCCGAUGUGCUCCUCCCCUCAAGACGUUGCCUCACCAGCUCAGUCUAGACCUGCCCCGUGAAAUCCCCCCGCCCUGCCCCGCCCACCCUGAAGGACGAAAACCUCUGAGGCGAGUCAAAUCCACGCAGGUGUGAGGCUUCACUAAUCACAGAGGACAAAGCCUGGAGCCAACCGGGAAGCAAAGACCUGUCGUCUCCUUUCCCUGUGAUGCUGUGUUUUGUCCUUCAAGAUGGCCGCCCUUUUCUUUUGGGUGUAAAAGAUCCAUGAAAAGACUCUUUAAGGCCAGAGCUGUUAAAGCAAUACUGUGUCCUUGCGGUUUUCCACAAAGAUUCAACGGUGACUCUAAAGACUGUUGGCUGGUGAUGACUUGAUAUUUCCAAUCAAAUAAAAAAAAACUCAGCUGAGCUGAGGGUCACAAGUGGAUUUUCCUCAAGAUCAUUUUGUUAUACUCAGGACAAUUAGGGGAAACAGCUGAAAGAAGACCUUUAUGUAAUAAUGCUGGUACUGUUGAGUGAUAUGGUACAGAUUUUUGGUUCUGUGCACAAGAAGAGAUGUUGUCGUUGAGGGAAGCACUUUUGUAAAUUAUAGCACAGAUGAACCAGUUUAAAACUCAGUAAACAAUGUUGUAAUUUUCAGUUUUGAUUUUAAUUGUGCAACGUGAUAGAAGAGUGGUUUAUACACACUAGGGCUUUGCUUUUGAUACCAGUUUUUCUUUUGUUUAUUUACUCCUGAAUCGGAUUGUCAUCAACUUUUCAAUACUAUAACAUUAAUGUUACAGUGUGUUUCAGAUGUCUGUUAGUUUGAUGUCCAUGCUGUGCAAAAUCUCCAUGUGGCAUUUUUAUUGUUCACUAGAAGUAAAAAGCAUUACUUUUUUAGUACUUCCCAUAAUCUAUUAACCAAAUUUAUGUCUCAUAUUUUCUCUAUUAAUGCAAAUCUAAAUAGAUGGCAACAUGGUACUUCUUACAUCUAAAGUCAGUUAAAUUUUGCACAAACAUCAAACUGGAUUUUAAAGAAAAAAGCUGGCUGCUGUUUGAAUUAGGCAUGGAGCAGCAUAAUAUUUUCACAUUAUGAUGACCCUGAGUAAAAGCCCCACGGUUUCACAGUAUCAAGGUAUUUAAAUGAGUUUAAGAAACGUGCAAUAUGAUCUAAUUGCUUCUAUUUAAACCAUAGGGUUUCUGCAGGUUUUUUAAGAUGUAAAUUUAACCCUUUUUUUUAUUAUUCACUGACUUGAAAUUAAUAUGGUAUGGUAUUAACAAAGACCAUAAGUUUUACCAUUUGUACUGUCAGUAUGUACUUGGGGUUUUGGUUACAUGGAACAAUAAAAACAUGAUGCAAAAUUUAAAAUACAAAAUAAAUAGAAAAAAACAGAAGUUAUUAAAGCUUGUCAGGACAAUAAUUACUUACUGACUUACACCUUCAAGAAUCUUAAUUAAUUAGCUACAACAACAUUUAAUUUCCUUUUGGGACUAAUAAAGUAUUUUUUAAUUUGAAGGAAAGAAAUCUGGUAAUUAAAUCUACAUCAAGAUUUUUCACUUGAGGCCUCACGUUCCAUUAUUUACAUCUUAAAUUUCUACAUUUGUUCCUUCAUUGCUUCAUCUAUGAAAUGUUUUUGUUUGUUUUACUAAUAUAUUGGCAGCAUUGAUUCAUUCUGUUUGGUGGCUGAGGAAUUUAGCAAAAUGGAGGACAGCCAACAGCUCUGUAGGAAUGAAUUAUCACCAAACUCUCAAACUAAAUCAAAUUUUGCUCUCUCUACAUUUUAAUUUGCUUAGGCAACUACAAUUAAAUAGUCAUUUCCCACUAAGGACAAAUAGUCCUAUCCACUUCCAGCCCCUCUUUCAUGAAUAGGUGUUUGCUUAACAAGGUUUGGCUUAAAAACAGUUUUUGAUCGUUGGCGAAAGCCUGCCAACUACCGUUGACAAAAAGCUUUCUGUAUACUGAGUAAGAAGGAGUAAGAAAGUGACGAAGUGUAGUAACAUACUGUAUAUGCCAAAGUUAAACAAGAACAAAAAAACCCUCAAACUUAAGUUAUUUUUUACUUGCAUUGUAAGGUGAGCAGAAUUCUUCUAAUUAUGUGAAAAGCAAAUUAUGUUUUGUUUUAUUUUGAUACAGGUGCUAAAUAAAGAAUAGGUUUUUUAGUUGAAUAAAGCACAUAGAGUAGAUACAAAUGUAGCUAUUUGAUAUCUAAAUGAGAAAAAAUAAACUCAACUGGUUAUAACUCUAAUCACUAGAUGGCAGAUGUGUCAGAGUAGAAGUAGUAGAAAAAGAAACAAAACAGCAAAGCUUUUUUUGAAGAAAUACAGUGUGAAGAAAUCAGUUUUCCCACUAAGGACAAUUUGUCUCUUAUCCAGGAACAAUGACGACUCAAACACUGUGUUGAUAUUCUGGCAAGACUCCUUAACUGUCUGUAUUUCAUUCUACCGAAAUAUUUCCAGCUAAAUUUCUCUUAUUCCUUGGAGAGUGAAUACAUUUGUAGCCUUUUUUUUUUUUACCAGCUAACUGGCAGUGAGCAGCAGCAUGUUGUUAGGGGCAGUGCAUCACUUCUGUGCCUCAGAAUAAUAAAUCUCCAGUCACUCAAGCACUUUAUUUGGCAUCUCAUUUUAAAAAUCCUUCAAGCCAUGAAAAUGCCAUGACAGAAACUUUUGACAAUUUGAAAAUUUUUUUAAAUCCUUGCAAUACCUUGAUACCUGUGAGCAGCCCAUGCCUAAUUUGACUGAAUCUAUCUGGUCCAGUCAUUCAAAGGCUUCUCUUCAACAUGUUUUCCACACACUGACUGAGUUUAUUGGCGGCAUUGAGACCUCUGACUUUGGUAGAGUAUUGUACAGUGGUUAGGUUUCUUCAAACAUAUAUGAUGUUAUCAUCCAGUUUUGUAUGGUUUUGAUAAUGUGAAGCUACCUGAAAUGUUCUUGCGGCAUGGUGGACGGCUGUAAAGCAGGAAUGUAGCUCAGUGAAGAAGAGUUUAAAAUCAAGCCAGCCUGCAGUCAAUGUGUAUGGCUCACAGCUGGCUCAGCUCUGCUCAGUUUAAAAGAAAACUACAGGUUCUUAAAGUAAGAAGAAAGUGUGUUAUAUACAAGACGUCCUAAUGGGUUUCUUAUGUGUGUGCGUUUGCUGUGUGUGUGUUUGGACUUAUUUAGAUCUGUGCGUGCGUGCGUGUGUCUGUGUGUGUGCGUAUUUAUAAUGAGCACAUUGUAAGGCAGCACAACUGUUAAUUUGGCAGCCUGUUUUUCUUAAGUUAAACUGUCAAAAGUAGCUGCUAUAAUUACACACUCACAUUCGUUUGUAACUGCAGGCCUCCGAAGGACCCCUGCCAAGGCGUCCUAACAAUGCCGGUUAAAGCAGAAGGUGCUCAUUAUAGCUUUGAGAUUACCUACAGUAUUGUAAGUCUGUUUUUAUUUUCUUCUUUUUUUAAGAAAAAAAAAAAUUACUACACCCCCUCUGGCGAGAUAACGUUAUUUUCAUGUUAAAGUCUCUGUUUUGUAUUUAUUUACCAAAAUAAACUGCAAUUACCACUUAGUGAAGUAAGAUUCUUUUAUACAGACGCAGAUUUGACUUUUUACUAGGUUUUUUACUAGGUAAGGCUCCAACAAGAGCCUUAAACAUUAAAUGUAAAUUCACAGUGCCUUGCAAGAGUAUUUGCAUUCUCUGACAUUAAACCCACAAUCUUAGCUGCCUUCUAUUGUGAUUUUAUGUGAUAAACCAACCCAAAGUGAUAUGCAAUUGUGAAUUCAAAGACAAAUUAUGUAUGGUUUUAACUGUUUUACAAAUAAAAAUCUGAAAAGUGCAGCAUCCAUUUGCAUAUGCUCCUGCAGAGUCAAUACUUUGUAGAACCACAUUAUUCUUUGUGUAGAGCUGCAAGACAUUUAGGGAUAUCUCUGCUAUAGGCAGUCAUCUAUGUCAUCAAUAGGCUUUUUUUUUUUGCUCACCAUAUUUUUUCUGGAUAUUGGAUUGAACUGUUAUUUUUUAGAUGUUCAAAGCAUGAUAUGUUUUAAAAUCUAACUCUGUUUUGAACUUCUCAGCAACAGGCUAUUGUGUUCCUCAGUUUUCUCUUCACAAUGCUGCUUGUUCACACAGUACACCUUUAUUUAACAUGACAUAAAAUCACAAACAGAUGGACUCGGUUGAUGAAGGCAGUUGAUUGCAUCAGAGUUCAGGGGGCUGAACACAAAUGGACACCAUACUUUUCAGAUUUACUUGUAAAGCUAUUUUGAUAAAUUUUCCUAAUGUACAUUUCAUAAUUAUGCACUACUUGUUGCUAGUCUAAAAUCCUAGUAAAAGCUCUGGUUGUAAUGUAUUAAAAUGUGUUAUGAAUACUUUUGCACGGCGCUGUAAAUGCAUUUCUAUUAUUUAUACAGCUGUUGCUGUUAUAGAUCACUGACCCUUUACAGACUCCUAGCCUGCAUGUAUUGGUUUUUCUGUUUUUACACUACUGCUGAUGAAAACAUCGAGGUUAUUGUUGCUUUCAUUGCCUGGCCCAAGGAGAAUAUGCAAACUAGAGAAGUGAGAGAUCAAACCACAGAGCUUCCAUUUGGCAGAGAAAAUACUCCUCAUCUUGUGCCACAGCCACUCAAAUCCCCAUUUCCAUGUGAUAUCAACAAUAAGUCUGUGUUAUUUAGGAGUCUCAGUAAGAACUAAAGUGGAAUUUUUUUUAUUGUUGUUGUUUCAUUGCAUGUCACAUAAAAAUGUUGAUGCCCUAAUUCCACACAGUUUAGCAUAAACACCGCAAUAAAUAUAAUCUUUCAUUUGA